Macadamia integrifolia is the source of this 597-nucleotide messenger RNA. RefSeq lists its product as uncharacterized. Bases 152 to 373 code for a protein of 73 amino acids. Lineage: Eukaryota; Viridiplantae; Streptophyta; Magnoliopsida; Proteales; Proteaceae. The transcript has 5 exons. The record is from RefSeq and is a predicted model, not a curated record.
UCAUAUAAACCGUUGAUUAUCUUACAUUUUGGCUGUUAAAAUACUUUAGUAGUCAUUGUGACGAGAAACAUCUUUGGGGUUCGUUCAGGGCGUUAGGGUUUUUUCUUGUCUCAGCUUCUCAGUAUUCAGCGGAGGAGACGAAGAGGAGAUCAUGGCUGGAGGGAAUUUCAUGGGCAGAGUUGUCUCUUACGUUGUCAAUGAGUUACUCGUCAAUACUCUUGCUAACAGUCCUGCCUUUCAAAGGUUUGCGGUUAGGACUUCCAAGAGGAUAGAAGAUGCUUCAAAUUUGGCUGCACGGAAAAGGCAGGAACUGCAAGAACAGUUGAAUGAUUCGCUGAGAAAGUUUGAGGACAUGUCACAGAAGAAGCAUUGAAGGAUUGUGGGUAACGUUGUAUUGGUACCUGAAUGUAUAGAAUUCUUUCUUUUAUGAUCUUUUGAACAGCGGCUUACAGUAUGAAGACCAAGCCACUAUUGUACAUCCGUGAGAGUGGAGUAUAACUUGAAUUAUAAUAAGACAGAUCUCUUAACUGCUUCUCUUACGAAUCUAGUGAUUGUAAUUUCUUGAACAUUUUUACUGAAAAAAAAAAAAGCCUUGAA